AUGGCAAGCAAAAGUAUAGCUGAUAUUCAGCAUCAAGGUAAAUUCUCUAUUGAACCAUCAACAACUGGUGGCAAACUAAAUACAUCCGAUUGGCCACUUCUUCUAAAAAAUUUCGAUCGUUUAAAUGUUCGUUCGAAUCAUUAUACGCCAAUUUCGACCGGUUGUUCACCGUUACAACGACCAAUCGACGAAUAUAUCAAAUCAGGAUUUAUUAAUUUGGAUAAACCUGUAAAUCCAUCAUCACAUGAAGUUGUUGCAUGGAUUAAACGCAUAUUUUGUAAAGCAUUACCAGUAACAAAAACAGGUCAUUCAGGUACAUUAGAUCCGAAAGUAUCGGGUUGUUUAAUUGUUUGUAUUGAACGCGCAACACGUCUUGUUAAAUCUCAACAAUCAGCUGGUAAAGAAUAUAUUGGUGUUGUACGUUUUCAUUCACCAAUUGAUGAUAUUAAAAAAGUCGAACGCACACUUGAAUCUUUAACUGGUGCCGUAUUUCAAAAGCCACCAGUUAUUGCUGCUGUUAAAAGACAACUCCGUAUUCGAACCAUCUAUGAAAGCAAACUAUUGGAAUUCGAUCAAAAACGAAAUAUUGGUAUUUUUUGGGUUAGUUGUGAAGCUGGAACUUACAUUCGAACACUAUGUGUUCAUAUGGGUCUUCUAAUUGGUGUUGGUGGUAUUAUGCAAGAGCUACGUCGUGUCCGAUCUGGUAUUCAAUCAGAACAAGAAGGCAUGGUAACAAUGCAUGAUGUCAUUGAUGCAACAUAUGCUUAUAUGCAUAAUAAAGAUGAAACUUAUCUUCGUCGUGUUGUUAAACCAUUAGAAGCAUUACUUGUAUCACACAAGCGUAUUAUUAUUAAAGAUAGUGCUGUUAACGCAGUUUGUUAUGGUGCAAAAUUAUUAUUACCUGGUGUACUUCGUUAUGAAGAUGGAAUUGAAAUAAAUGAACAGAUUGUUAUAACAACAACAAAAGGUGAAGCUGUUGCUUUAGGUAUUGCUUUAAUGACAACAGCCACAAUGGCAACAUGUGAUCAUGGUAUCGCAGCCAAAAUAAAACGUGUAGUUAUGGAACGUGAUACAUAUCCAAGAAAAUGGGGUUUUGGACCUGUUGCUUCCAAAAAGAAAUUAAUGAUCAAAGAAGGUAUCUUAGGUAAAUUUGGUAAACCAACAGAUCAAACACCAAAAAAUUGGCGUGAUAUGCUCUAUGAUGUUAAUGCUAAUCCAUCUGCUUCAAAACGACCACAUGAAGAAUCAGCUGUAUCAACAGGUGCAUCAGAUGAAUCGAAAUCUGAAAAGAAGAAAAAAGAAAAAAGAGUUAAAGUUGAAGAUGAUGAUGAUGAACCAAUGCAAACAUCAUCAGUUGCUGAUAAUUCAACACUAGAUGAUUCAACAAGUGAAAAGAAACAUAAAAAACAUAAGAAAAAAAAUAAAGAAGAUUCCGAUUAA
This is a messenger RNA of Adineta steineri, 1440 nucleotides long. The record is from the annotation of a GenBank genome assembly. Lineage: Eukaryota; Metazoa; Rotifera; Eurotatoria; Adinetida; Adinetidae.